GAAAUAGAUUCAACUCCACCACCUAAAAUGCCCCAAAAUGUCUUGGGCUUAGACCAUGCCCAAAUUUUGAGCCAUAUAUUGAAAGGUAAAAAGGCAGCAGAAGGGGCUCAUAGAAAAAUGCAAAGUGAUAGUGCAGACAAUUUUGUUGAAAAAGUCGAUGAAAUUCAAGCCCAGUGUGUUAGUCAAGAAGAUCAAAGACAGGCUCUGAGACAGUUCUUGCGUUCUAGAGAGAUUUUGAAAGAUAAACUACGGAAAGGCGAGAAGAACUGGACGACUGACCAGGAAUAUUUGCUGUCGCAGCAAAAGCAAAUGUUCUUGCAGAACUUACAGGCACUAGACGAGGAAAUGUGCGAAGAAGACUAUGUGCCUGAAUAUGAUGAGGAACCAGAAAAAACUUAAUAAAGCAAUUUAUCAAAAAAGAGAUUCUUUAUUUAAGUCAACGUUUUGUAUACAAACAUUUUUUUUUGAUCUACACCUUAUUACCUAUAUAUAACAAAAGAAACGUAUAUAUUUACAAUGUGUUUGGGGUAGAAAAAUGAGCACAAAUAAAAACGAUGUACAUACAAAAAUAA
Molecule: messenger RNA, 572 nt
Organism: Sitophilus oryzae (rice weevil)
Lineage: Eukaryota; Metazoa; Arthropoda; Insecta; Coleoptera; Curculionidae
Exons: 3
Coding region: 28-399 (123 amino acids)
Source: RefSeq, a predicted model, not a curated record